AGGCACCGCCUCUGCCCAAACUCACCCUCUUAUCUCAGUCUCCAGAUUCCAAACAAACCAUAUCAACUUUGUAAAUCCUGUUACUAAAUAGUUUUUCCAUAUGUUUUUUUUAUCCAUCUGACAGCCAACCCAAUGUCACUUUCAGAGUGUUUAUAUAGAGGUGGAUGUUCAAGACCAGCUUGAGGACAUUGGUGGUGGCUUGACUGAAGACAUGGGCUCAUUUCGUGUAAUGUGUUUCAUCUUCCUAUUCGUACCAUACGCGGUAGGAAAAGAUAAGGUGACACCACAUCCCACAGAGGAAAAGCAGGGUUGCCCUAAGGUAUGUAAAUGCCCUGUGAAGCUCACAUGUCCCCUAGGAAGACCCAAAGCAUUUGACAAGUGUGAGUGCGGGUGUAGUGUGUGUGUACAGACCUUGGACUUGGCGUGUGAUGGAUUCAGACCCUGCGAUGCAACUCAAAAUCUGACCUGUGUCUACUCGACUGGUCCUGAGAACAAACAGGGAGUCUGCAAGGUCAUCAGAAAGCAUCGCUCCUGUUUUAACAACGGCUCUGAAGUCUUGCAUGGUCAGACAUUCCAAGAUGGCUGUACAGGUCGCUGUAAAUGUGACGAUGGAAUGAUUUCAUGCGUAUCCCUUUGUCCACCAGUAGGAUCUGCCCCUAUUCCUGGCUGCCUAGACAUGCGCUACGAGUCCGUUCCAGGAGAAUGCUGCAAGCAAUGGAAAUGUGUGAAAUAUGAAUCCACAGACCCGAACCAUUCCCAGGGGGAUCCCCUUCACCCCACCAGCAAGGAGAACACCAGUCUUACUGCUAACACCCGACGAGUCAAAAUUCCAAGCAGACGGAAUCCUGACGGAGUCAUCAGAAAGCAUCGCUCCUGUUUUAACAACGGCUCUGAAGUCUUGCAUGGUCAGACAUUCCAAGAUGGCUGUACAGGUCGCUGUAAAUGUGACGAUGGAAUGAUUUCAUGCGUAUCCCUUUGUCCACCAGUAGGAUCUGCCCCUAUUCCUGGCUGCCUAGACAUGCGCUACGAGUCCGUCCCAGGAGAAUGCUGCAAGCAAUGGAAAUGUGUGAAAUAUGAAUCCACAGACCCGAACCUUUCCCAGGGGGAUCCCCUUCACCCCACCAGCAAGAAGAACACCAGUCUUACUGCUAACACCCGAGGAGACAAAAUUCCAAGCAGACGGAAUCCUGACGGAGUCAUCAGAAAGCAUCGCUCCUGUUUUAACAACGGCUCUGAAGUCUUGCAUGGUCAGACAUUCCAAGAUGGCUGUACAGGUCGCUGUAAAUGUGACGAUGGAAUGAUUUCAUGCGUAUCCCUCUGUCCACCAGUAGGAUCUGCCCCUAUUCCUGGCUGCCUAGACAUGCGCUAUGAGUCCGUCCCAGGAGAAUGCUGCAAGCAAUGGAAAUGUGUGAAAUAUGAAUCCACAGACCCGAACCAUUCCCAUGGGGAUUCCCUGCACCCCACCAGCAAGGAGAACACCAGUCUUACUGCUAACACUCGACGAGUCAAAAUUCCAAGCAGACGGAAUCCUGACGGAGUCAUCAGAAAGUAUCGCUCCUGUUUUAACAACGGCUCUGAAGUCUUGCAUGGUCAGACAUUCCAAGAUGGCUGUACAGGUCGCUGUAAAUGUGACGAUGGAAUGAUUUCAUGCGUAUCCCUCUGUCCACCAGUAGGAUCUGCCCCUAUUCCUGGCUGCCUAGACAUGCGCUAUGAGUCCGUUCCAGGAGAAUGCUGCAAGCAAUGGAAAUGUGUGAAAUAUGAAUCCACAGACCCGAACCAUUCCCAGGGGGAUCCCCUGCACCCCACCAGCAAGGAGGACACCAGUCUUACUGCUAACACUCAAGGAGUCAAAGACGGAGUUAUCGGAAAGCAGCGUUCCUGUUUAAUCGAUGGCACGGAAUACCUACAUGGUGAGAAAUUCCAGUUUGGUUGUGUAGGUCGCUGUGAGUGUCGGGAUGGUGCCAUUGGUUGUUCAAGUCUCUGCCCGCCCUCCCAACCAGCACCCAUUCCUGGCUGCAAGAAAAUGCAAUUAGAGAGUGUCCCAGGAGAAUGCUGCAAGCAAUGGAAAUGUGUGAAAAAUGAAUCCACAGACCCGAACCAUUCCCAGGGGGAUCCCCUGCACCCCAACAACAAGGAGAACACCAGUCUUACUGCUGACACUCAAGGAGUCAAAGAUGGAGUUAUCGGAAAGCAGCGUUCCUGUUUAAUCGAUGGCACGGAAUACCUACAUGGUGAGAAAUUCCAGUUUGGUUGUGUAGGUCGCUGUGAGUGUCGGGAUGGUGCCAUUGGUUGUUUAAGUCUCUGCCCGCCCUCCCAACCAGCACCCAUUCCUGGCUGCAAGAAAAUGCAAUUAGAGAGUGUGCCAGGGCAGUGCUGCAAGGAAUGGAAAUGCAAGGAAUAUGAUUCCGUUGACCAAUCCCAGGGGCUUCCUCUGUCCCCCACCAGUAACAAGAAUGACAGCCAUGGUGUUAAAGGACAAGGAGUGAAAAGGAGGACCAGAGAGAUUUCUGACAUAGAGGAUGAUGAUUCUUUGAAUAGUGAAUCCACAUGCACCAAGGAGGCCACUGAGUGGACCACCUGUUCACGCCCCUGUGGAUUUGGCCGUUCAGUGAGAUUAAACUAUGAUCAGGAGACCUGUAGGCCACAGGCAGAAAGGAGGCUGUGCAUGAUCAGACCUUGCAUGGGGGAAUACACGGCUGCAAACUACACGAUCUUGAAAUCCAGCAAAGUCUGUAAUCGCCUCGUGCGUUGGUCAGAACCUCUGCAUCUGUACCACCGAGGAUGCCAGUCCGUGCGUUCCGUCCAGCCCAGGUUCUGUGGGCAGUGCACAGAUGGUCGUAUUUGUGCCCCCUCAGCGAGCGAAACACUCUCUCUGGUCUUUCAUUGUCCCCACAAUAACCGCAGAGUCACGAGACAGAUAAUGUGGCUGGUGAAAUGCAGCUGUGGAAAAAAAGGGGGAAAGAAAAGGGGAGAGCGAAAAAAGGGGGAAGAAAAUAACAGAGAGAAGGAAAUGGAUGGAAAUAAAGGGACUGAAAUAGAAGAAUUAGCCACAAAUGACAUAGAAGUAGGUGGAUAAAAUGGAGAUGGGACAGUAAUUACAGUGGAGGGGCGUUUGAUAAAUAAUAAAGAAAAGGGAGUUUGUUGGAGUGGAGAACAUUGAAGACGAGCAUUUAAUGAGCAGGAGAGGUAGACUGGAAGCUCCGUAUAUGGGAGAGUUUAUUUUGCAUUUUGUUCUACGUGUGCCUAUAUGCUGCCUUGCGAUGUGCAGACUUACUUACCCUUGCACCCAGUUUGGGUUUAGCUGGCCUUAUUCAGACCUUCCCCUAUGUCCAUGCCACUUCGGCCAACUUGUAUAGUUUUAUUCCUCGUGGUUCCAGAAUCUGUUCCCGCUGACAAGCCGUUUCUCCGUGGUUUUCCCUCGUACCCACCGUCAAUGAGCCCGUCUCUUCCGAAGGGUGACUCGCCUGCUAUAUAGGGACGUUAUUUUUACUCAUAAUGCUCGCAGUCAGUGAAUGUAUUAACAUAAUAAAAUGUUGUCACAUGA
Pelobates fuscus (common spadefoot toad) is the source of this 3544-nucleotide messenger RNA. Its product is annotated as kielin/chordin-like protein. Gene Ontology annotation, cellular component: extracellular matrix. Gene Ontology annotation, biological process: signal transduction; cell adhesion. NCBI's taxonomy places the organism in Eukaryota, Metazoa, Chordata, Amphibia, Anura, Pelobatidae. The record is from RefSeq and is a predicted model, not a curated record. Gene Ontology annotation, molecular function: integrin binding; heparin binding. The transcript is spliced from 16 exons. The coding region runs from base 212 to 3076 and encodes 954 amino acids.